AUGGCUGGAACUACGCCCAUGGAUGCGACUACGCUGGAUGUCAUGCCGAUGGAGGUUACUACAUCAGCGCCAGAGACUACUCUGCCCGCGCACGGAACGCAGCCGGGAAUCCGCCUGGUUACCCAUGAGGUGGAGAAGCAGCUUCGUAUGGUGCCGGGCACCCUCUUUGGCCUGACUGCCACGCCAGAAGGCAGAAGCUGGAAAGAAGCAGAGGUAGCCAAGGGCUCCGCUCAAAGCGGAGCUGUACCUCGGGACAUCAGAGGUCGUCAGAUGUUUCUUGGAGAGGCCAAGGAGAUCCUCAAGGCCUUCAAGGAGGCCUUGCUCAGCCCCGCGGUGCUGAGGGCGCUGCAAAGCAUCGAGGACAAAGGCGGACCCCGCACCGAGCAGCAUCGAAGGGUACUCAUCACCCAGGAGUGGAAUCCCAUCAUGAAGCGCUUCGACUUCCCUAUCACAGAGGCAGGGUACGAGGCGAUGAAGGCUGGCGUCAGGAAUUUCGCGGAGAACCCUUAUGUGCGGUCCUGCUGCCACGAGGUGGAGCGGCUCUGCAGCGCGCCUGCGGGCAGCUACUUUGGGGUGCCCACCGAAGAGGAGAUGCAGAAGCGCAAGGCAGAAGAGGCUCGCUUGGAGGAGGAGCGCAAGGCGGAAGAAGCCAAACGCAGGGAGGAGGCUAAGAGAGCGGAAGCUCUGCGGCGGGCAGAGGAGGAAGCCAAGAGAAGAGCAGAGGCCAAGAGGAAGGAAGAGGAGGAAGCUAAGAGGAAGGAAGAGGAGGAAGCCAAGAGGAAGGAAGAGGAAGCCAAGGAGGAAGCCAGGAGAAAAGGAGAGGAGGAAGCAAAGAGGAAAGAAGAGGAGGAAGCCAAGAGAAAAGAAGAGGAGGAAGGAAAGAGAAAAGAGGAGGAGGACGCCAAGAGACAGGCAGAGGGGGAAGGAAAGAGAAAAGAAGAGGAGGACGCCAAGCAAAAAGAGUCAGAGGAAGCUAGGCAAGCAGCACCCGAGGCCACAGAGCGUGCCGAGUCUGAAGAAGCAACGCCUGCCAAAGAGCAGAGUACCGAAGCUGAAACCGAAGUACCCAGCCCAGAAAGCGGGGCUUCCCCACAAAGAUCAGAAGCCCAAAGCGUCGAAUGUCCUCGCGUGCCAGAAGCAGCCGAAGCACCGAGAGCCGAAGCACCGGCAGCCGAAGCACUGGCAGCCGAAGCACCGGCAGCCGAAGCACCAGCAGCUGAAGCACCACUUGUGGACAGCCUGGAGCGUCUGGCUGCAGAGGCCAGGCUCAAGGCCCAGAAGCUGCAGGAGUGUCACAAUGAGGCCAAGCGCAUCAACGGGCACACAGUGCCAUCUUCCGAUCGCACGGUCACCUACGAGUACUUCGAGGCCUUGCGGGGCCUGGGCCUGCGAAAAGCGGCGAAGGCUUCCGCGGAGUUGGUGGGGAUGGCGCCCAAGGGUGCGGUGCUCGAGGGCCUCAUCGAGGUGAACGGCAGCCGCUGGCUGCAGCUCAGCGCUGGCAGCUGCCGGCAGCUGGGGGCCUUGGGAGACUGCGCCUUCGCGUUGCUCCAUGAGGAGCUCCUGGCCCCAGCCACGCCGCCGAACCCGCGGCCCCUGGGCCACGCGGGGCGCUUCGAGGUGCGGGCGGAGCGGGUGGCGGUGCACGCCACCCCUGCGCUGCGCGGCGAGGUGGUGGGGGUGGUCUACGCGGGCCGCAUGCUCAUGGGCACUCCACACCUGGUGGCCGGCUACGCCUGGCUCCGCUUCGAGGAAAGCUCGCGCAAGAAGGUGGAGGGCGCGGCGGGCGCCUGGGCCUUGAUCGACGGCGCGGCCCUGGGCCUGGGACUUCUGCUGCAGCCCAAAGACGGCGACGGCCGCCGGGCCCUGGAGGCCUACCAAGGCCAACUUCAGGCGGCGGUAGCGCCGCCUUCGCCUGAGCCCGCGCCGCCUUCGCAAGCAGUGGCGCCGCCGAAAGCGCCGGCGCCGGCGCCCGAGCCGACGGUGCCCGCGGCGGAGCGGGAAGUGAAGGCGCCGACGCCGGUGACAGACCCGGUGAAGGUGGCGCAGCGUGUGGAUGCCGCCAACCUGGCGAAGCGGCGGCUCAGCCAGCCCUUGCAAUAUCGGGUGCUCGCGGAGGACCACAGCGCGCCUCUGCGGAAGGAGCCCUUGGUCCAAUCACGGGAACUCGCGAAGCUGGAGCGAGGUGAGGUGGUGCUGGGAUUCCCGGGUGGCGGUUGGCUGCAGCUGGCGGAGGGAGAGUUCGUGGGAGCCUGGGUCUUCAUCGGCACACGCUUGUCGGCAUGCUGGGGCGAGCUCUCGGUGACGGCACGCAGCUGGAACGCUCUGGAGGUCACCUGGCCUGGGCUCCACCAGGAGAAGAAGGUGGCCUACAACGUGGAGUGGAGAACCCCGGAGGGCGCGGCCAAGCAAAUGCGGGGGCACAAGGUUUCCGCCAGCAACAAGGUGGUCGUGGGUAACUUGCCGCCCGGGCUUCUGUGCUUCCGGGUGGGCGCGCGAGUGGCGAGUACCGUGGACGAUGAGGACCUGCGACUCUUUGGGCCGUGGGCCGAGCUUCUUGCGGGCGACCCGUGAGGCGCUCAGAUGGAUUUGUCAUGUUGGAUGAGCCUGGCCGUGUAGGUUUUGUAGCCCGUAAGGUUCACAGCUUUAUGUGAACGCAUCGCAG
Molecule: messenger RNA, 2662 nt
Organism: Effrenium voratum
Lineage: Eukaryota; Dinophyceae; Suessiales; Symbiodiniaceae
Source: the annotation of a GenBank genome assembly